AGGGGAGACAAGAAAUAAACAAAUAGAAACUAGAAGUCUAGAUUCUAGAGCAGAAGAAAACAAUUUCCAGUCGCAGUGCACCCACUCCCCACUAGAUCUACCAGUGCCACAAAAGGUGCAAAAGAAGUUGACGUAAGAACAUUUCCAGCUCAAGCCAGGUUACUGUUCAGAGGAAUAAAAGAUAGAAGCAAGUGGAGAAGUAAGGAUGAUGCAUCUUGUAUAAGUUAAAAAAAGUAAGACCAACUCCUGUUUCACUUUUUUAUCAAGUUUGUUUGGGACACAUUUUUUGAUUUGAUACAACAAAAGUUUUGAGAUGGUCAGACUUGCUCUACGUCGUAACCACCUGUUAGCGUUAUCAGGAUUUUUUCUGGUCCUGCUGUUGCUGUGCUACAGGCUUCCUUUUUCCCAACUCUACCGCAAGAUGCACAACUACAACACGCUGUUCAAACAGGUACAGGAAGCCAGCAGACUUCGAUCUCAUGUCAGUCAGAAAUACUUUCAGUCUCUGGAAAGGACUCCGAAACCUAAUAUUUAUCAAGAACGUAUGAAAAAAGGUAAUGUUACCAUUGCCGUUGGUCUAAUCACUGUGAAAAGGUCAAAUAAAGAGACAGAGCAUUUGCCCCCAGGUACUCUUGACUAUCUAAUGCAGUCUGCCUCGCUUGUGGAUCAUAUCAUGAGACACCACGCCUUUUUCCAAACGUCUGUUCCUUUUAUUUGCAAUGUGGACACAUUUCCAGAAAGUCAUAAGACGGCUGAAAAGCUUUACAAAUUUCUUCCAUACACUGAAAGAUAUGGGCUCAAUUCUUUUGGUAUUGGUCCUCUUACAUUUCCUGGUUCAAAGAAACUCUACCAAGAUGUUCAGUCCCAUGUGUCGCGGUACCACAAAGAGACUUAUGACUAUGCAUUCUGCCUUCAGUCAGCAGCUUCUCUGCAUCCCCAGUAUGUGAUUCUCCUGGAGGAUGAUGUUCUGCCUCAUAAAGACCUCCCAUAUGUACUGGAACAUAUGAUUCAUUCGAGACUGAAUCUCACAAAAAGUGAUCACUAUAAGAACGGUAUUGCAUAUUUAAAGAUGUACUAUCCUGCGAAAUGGCAAGGAUAUGCCACUGAGUGGACGCGGGUUUUUGAUCUACUUAGCGUGAGUGCUGUUGGAGCAGCUGUUGUCCUACUGAUUUCCUUUAUUCUGCCUGCGAAACUGAAAUCCAAAAUCAUGUGCAACGAAUCCUGGAAGACAUUUUUGAUAUCAUUUCUCAUGGUGAUGCUGACAUGUUGGCUUUUAGGCCGACAGAACAUCAAUGAAUUUCGUCGUAUUUCCAAACAUUUGUACCGCCUCCAGCAGUCGGAGGGUUGCUGCACGCAAGCUAUGCUGUAUCCCAUCGACGUGGUGGCCCCUCUGACACAACAUCUGGUCACCGUGUCGCCUCACACUCACACAGACUUGGCCAUCAUGGACUAUGCAGCACAAGGCACUUUGCCAGCUCUGCAGAUAGAGCCUAGCCUUUUCUUUCAUGUGGGGCUGAUCACGUCUCUCAACCAGAGACAGAAGCAUCCAGAGGAAUUUAUUUUCCAUUUGUGAUGACAACUGUAUUACGGUAUCAUAACUUUGUUUUUUAGCUGUACUAAUUAUCUACAGUAAUGAUCAAAAUGACAGACGAAAAAAAAUGGAAUCCCUGAGAAAUCCAGAGCUAGUAUCAAAGACUUAUUUCACGGGCAGGUCUUUUUUUUUUCCAUAAGGUGAACUUUAAAAAAGUAUGGAAAGGUUGGCUUGACAGUUGUCAGUGAAAGAAAGUCUAGGAGGAAAUUUUGGAAUUCAUGAUGUAAUCACUUCUUUAUGAUGCUACCCAAGUUUUGUUUCCAAGACCUCUCCAUUGUUUAUUUCUGACAGCAUUAUCAGCUUUUGUGUACAUUUUUUGUAAUAUGUCCCUGAAUGUGGGACAAAUAGAAAUGUGGGGAAUUAAUCCAGCUUGUGUACAUACUCACAUUAACAUACACAGGCAUUCAUUUGAAAUACAUGUCUAGCAUUUAUUUGUGUAUUUGUAACACAUCCAUGGGAACAGUGGCUGAAUGGAUGGGCAAUGGGCAAAACUGGAAGAAC
Messenger RNA from Aplysia californica (California sea hare), 2092 nucleotides. RefSeq names its product post-GPI attachment to proteins factor 4. Lineage: Eukaryota; Metazoa; Mollusca; Gastropoda; Aplysiida; Aplysiidae. Bases 314 to 1573 code for a protein of 419 amino acids. Gene Ontology annotation, molecular function: glycosyltransferase activity. The transcript has 2 exons. Gene Ontology annotation, biological process: GPI anchor biosynthetic process. Gene Ontology annotation, cellular component: Golgi membrane. The record is from RefSeq and is a predicted model, not a curated record.